AUGUCCAGUGUAGGAAAAUUGAAUGAAGAAAUUUAUGCUAAAUGGAAGUCCAUCCAUGCUCCUUCGGAAUCAUCAGAUAUUUCUGAAGGAACAUCAUUUAAUAUAUCUGAUGAUAUUCCAAAGAUUCAAAAUUUGAUAGAUGAUAGCCCAAAUAAAGAAGAGCUAGAAUUAGAAAUAAAAAGAGCAAUAAUGAAGUAUUAUUGGAAAGGCUUUUACAAGGCAGUCUUGUCUGACCGAUAG
Messenger RNA from Priceomyces carsonii, 240 nucleotides. RefSeq lists its product as uncharacterized. The coding region runs from base 1 to 240 and encodes 79 amino acids. NCBI's taxonomy places the organism in Eukaryota, Fungi, Ascomycota, Pichiomycetes, Serinales, Debaryomycetaceae. The transcript has a single exon. The record is from RefSeq and is a predicted model, not a curated record.